UAUGAAGACCCUUUUAUACUUUGAAAGACUAGUCUAGUAUAAUUGGAAGUAACUUGUUGUGUCUUUCUAUGAUGAUAAUGGGUGACGAGGCUCCACGUGGAGAGAAAAUAAUAUUUGGAGUGUAGCAUAUAAAUACUCCCCCCACCUUGAACACGAGCUCCAGCCAUUUCAAGUUAGUUUAAACAAAAAUCUCGUGAAACACAGGUUGAGCUGUAGGAAGAAGAUCACCAUGGCUUUCAAUUAUACUAGCAAGGUUCAAAAGAAAAUGGUAGACCAAUCCAUGCUACUGUGCUGCAAGUUCUUUAUCUCAGAAGGACGCAACAUUGCUACUCUUGAUGCAGUUGAACGGGCCGCGAGGUCAAACCCAGAAACUGUCAUUGUGAACAAAUUUCAUGGCAGAACUUACAACAGGGCAAGAUACAGCCUAGUAUCGUAUGUUUUGCAUGACUGUACAGGAAAUGUCAUAUAUAGCCCCCUGCAUGAAACUGUGGUGGCCAUGGCUGAGGCUGCAUUCAAUGCCAUCAACCUUGAAUUGCAUGACGGGUCUCACCCCCGCUUUGGUGUAGUUGAUGACAUAGUUUUCCACCCGCUUGCUCGUGCGUCGCUGGAUGACGCCGCGUGGUUGGCAAAAGCAGUGGCGGCAGACAUUGGCAACCGGUUCAAUGUACCUGUAUUUCUUUAUGCUGCUGCACACCCAACCGGGAAACAACUUGAUACAAUAAGACGAGAGCUCGGAUAUUACCGGCCUAAUUACAUGGGAAACCAAUGGGCAGGGUGGACUAUUUCUGAUAUCCUACCUCAAACACCAGACAAAGGUCCUAUGGUUGUUUCAAGAUCCAAAGGAAUCUCGACGAUCGGUGCGCGCUCUUGGGUCGCACUCUAUAAUAUACCAAUCUUGUCUGCCGAUGUAUCCGCGGCAAGAAGGAUUGCAAGGAAGGUUAGUGCUCGUGGUGGCGGGCUUCCAAUGGUGCAAACACUCGGGGUUGUUUGUGAGGAUUCCACUGAAAUAGCUUGCAUGUUGUUGGAGCCUAACUGGAUUGGAGCUGAUAGGGUGCAGAAUUUGGUUGAGAAGUUGGCAGCUCAAGAAGGAUUGGAUGUAGAAAAAGGAUACUUUACUGACUUUUCUCCAGAAAUGAUAGUAGAAAAAUACAUGAACCUAAUCUCUUCUAAAAAAUCAUCACCAUAGCUAGUUAUUACUUGGCAUUUGGCAUUGCAAUUCAGUAAAUUGAAAUAAGUUGUAAUUGCCUUAAUGGUUAGAUGGAAAAUUGAAGCAAGUACUUGAAUAAGUGUUGUUGUAUGUUACAUCUAACUUUGAAAAUGGUGUAUUAUUAACUAAUUGCUCAUCAGUAAUGUAUGAUUUACUUUAAGCACA
This is a messenger RNA of Lathyrus oleraceus (garden pea), 1372 nucleotides long. RefSeq lists its product as uncharacterized. NCBI's taxonomy places the organism in Eukaryota, Viridiplantae, Streptophyta, Magnoliopsida, Fabales, Fabaceae. The transcript is spliced from 3 exons. The coding region runs from base 230 to 1186 and encodes 318 amino acids. The record is from RefSeq and is a predicted model, not a curated record. Gene Ontology annotation, molecular function: transferase activity; folic acid binding.